Molecule: messenger RNA, 5016 nt
Organism: Ostrea edulis (European flat oyster)
Lineage: Eukaryota; Metazoa; Mollusca; Bivalvia; Ostreida; Ostreidae
Product: aldehyde dehydrogenase family 16 member A1-like
Exons: 14
Coding region: 111-2615 (834 amino acids)
Molecular function (GO): oxidoreductase activity, acting on the aldehyde or oxo group of donors, NAD or NADP as acceptor
Source: RefSeq, a predicted model, not a curated record
ACGUCACAAAUAUGCAUAUAUGGUAAAGUCUGAAAAAGUACCGAAACCUGUUACCUACAUUCGGAUGCUUCUGGACUUUUCAUAUUUUUGACCUAUAAAAUACUUGCAACAUGGCAGCGGCUCCGAUGGCUGAAACAGUCGCGAAGUCCAGCAAGAAGAACCCAGAUUCUGUAAAAGAAAUCUUUAAAACGAUGAGCUAUGGACCUGCCCCAGAAGCAGACAAUGUUGUUAAGGCAUGGUUAGAUGAUCAUGGGAAAGACUUUGGACUUUUCAUAGAUGGCAAAUGGGUGAAACCAGAAGGCAGGAAGAAAUAUAUGACAAAGAAUCCUGCAACUGGUGAAGAAUUGGCACAUACCACACAAGCAGAGAAGCCUGAUGUAGACUUAGCAGUAAAAGCUGCAGAGAAAGCCUACCAAAGCUGGAGUAAGACUUCACCCCAUGUCCGAGCAAGACAUCUGUACAGCAUUGCAAGACACAUCCAGAAGCACAUGCGUCUGUUUAGUGUCGUGGAGGCAGUGGACAACGGUAAGACUAUCCGAGAGACCCGGGAUGCAGAUAUCCCUAUUGUGGUCAGACACUUCUACCAUCAUGCAGGCUGGGCUCAACUAAUGGACACUGAGAUGAGGGGGUGGAAAUCUGUUGGUGUGAUUGGUGCGAUAGUGCCGUGGAACUUCCCCUUAAUGCUGCUGACCUGGAAGAUAGCCCCAGCGCUAGCGAUGGGCAACACAGUGGUGCUGAAACCUGCCACGUACACACGACUCUCUGCCCUUCUGUUGGCUGAGGUCUGUGCAGAAGCGGGACUUCCACCGGGUGUCUUCAAUGUAGUUACGGGCAGUGGAGCCAUGGGCAGCAUGCUAGCUGACCAUCCGUCUGUGGACAAAGUGGCCUUUACAGGUUCCACUGGGGUUGGACAGACUCUUCGUCGACUGACAGCAGGAAGUGGGAAGAAGCUUUCCCUAGAGCUGGGAGGGAAAUCCCCUGUGGUGGUGUUCGAGUCAGCUGAUUUAGACAGCGCCGUGGAAGGAGUGGUGGAUGCCAUCUGGUUUAACCAGGGACAGGUCUGCAGUGCAGGCUCCAAACUAUUGGUUCAGGAAUCAGUGUACGAAAAAAUGGUAAAUAAAUUGAAAGAGAGGCUGACACAUUUCCGUGUGGGCAAUAGUCUGGAUAAAGCCAUGGACAUGGGAGCCAUUGUAGAUGCGAGUCAGAGGAAGACCAUCGAGGAAUAUGUGGAGGAGGCCAGAAAGGAGGGGGCUGAGGUCUACCAAAUAAAGGAGAGUGUACCAAGUACUGGCUGCUUUUAUCCCCCCACCCUUAUCACAAAUGUCCAGACAGUGUCCAGGGUUGUAGCUGAAGAGAUAUUUGGUCCAGUCCUGGUUGUAUUGCCCUUCAGAACGGCUAAAGAAGCCCUUGCUAUCUCUAACAACACAAUCUAUGGCCUCGGUGGGAGUGUGUGGACAGAGAAUGUGCCCUUGGCCCUGGAAGUUGCCCUGGGCAUUAAAGCAGGCACUGUAUGGAUCAACUGCCACAACUUGUUUGAUUCUGCUGCUGGGUUUGGUGGAUACAAACAGAGUGGAUUUGGAAGAGAUGGAGGAAAGGAGGGCUUGUUUGAGUAUGUCCGUCCAGCAUGGGAGAACAGACCGAGGCCAAACAAGGUGGAGGUGGAUCUAAAGAAAUUUGGUGCAACUCUUCCACAGAGGCCAACAUUUGAAAAUGUGGAUAACAAGCUAAUCACAGCUAAUGGAGUUACUAUGCCCAGUAUAGACAGAACCUUCAAGAUGUACUAUGGUGGGGGCCAGAAGAGACCAGACGCUCCCUAUGUACGACCGGUCAUCAAUCCCGAGGGAAAGGUCGUAGGUCAUGUGGGGGAGGGUAAUCGCAAGGAUGUCAGGAAUGCAGUGGAAGCUGCCCAUGCUGCAGCUCCAGGCUGGGGAAAGCGAGCCGCACACAACAGAGCACAGAUUGUUUACUACAUGGCAGAGAACCUGGAGAUCAGGCGAGAGGAAAUCGCGGGGCGGAUCCAGCUGAUGACGGGGCGUAAACUACAGGACUGUGUGGCGGAAGUAGAUCUGUCGGUCCAAAGAUUGUUCCACUGGGGAGCUUACUGUGAUAAAUACGGUGGCGGAGUACAGGAAACCACAUUAUAUGGAGCCACAGUGAAGAUCCAUGAACCAAUGGGGGUGAUUGGAAUAGCUUGUCCAGACGAGUUCCCUCUCCUAGGAUUUGUCUCCCUGUUUGCACCAGCUGUUGUCAGGGGCAACACUAUGAUCAUUAUUCCUAGUGAGAGAUACCCACUGUCAGCAUUAGAUCUAUAUCAGGUGUUUGACACUUCAGACUUACCAGGUGGAGUGGUCAACAUUCUGACCGGAGACCGGGAUCACCUGACUAAAUAUCUAACUGAGCACCAGGAUGUCCAGUCAUUGUGGUACUUUGGGUCAGCGGAGGGGUCAAAGUUUGUGGAGUUCACUUCUGCAGAGAAUGUCAAGAGAACCUGGGUGAAUUACGGAUUUGAGAGAAACUGGUGUGACCUUGAGCAAGGUCAAGGGGAGGAGUUUCUAUAUCACUCAGUGCAGGUCAAAAACAUCUGGAUACCCAUGGGAGACAUUUUUGCUAAUUAACAUUAAAAAUGUAUGAUGGCCAAAAUAUGGUGCAUUAAUGAUCUGAUUAAUAGUAGUAUUCUCUUCUUUAGAGAGCUGUAUGAAUUUUGAAUGCAAGAUCAUCAGUUGCCAUUGAUCAGCAGUAUUCUCUUGUUUAGAGCUAUGAAUUUAAAAUGUAGUGUUACAUGUACCAUUUGCCAUUGAUCAACAGCAUUCUCUUAUAUAAAGCUAUGAAUUUAAAGAUGUCUAGUAGUUAGGGCUAUAUGGACCGUGGUUAUCGGCCUGGAUAGCUCAGUGGUUACAGCACAGGAUGAUCCCAGGUUCAAUUUCUGGUCCAGCCAUAAAUUCUCUCCUUUCCUAUAUAUUAUUACCAGUUACCACAGUAUUUUGAAAUUUAUGUAUUUCAUUUAUACAUAUACAGUAUGUAUUGCAUGAAUUUGCAGCAAUGCAGAUUUCAAAUUUAGUUGUUUAAAGUACCGGUACAGUUACAAUGUGAAUUCACUGCGGGAAAUUCACGCCGACAGCUUGCAUCCCACAACUUUUAGAUAUAUCAAAACACGAUAUGAAUUCAUGUUGAUAAACUCUGUGCAUGUAUUUAGAUAUGAUGGACGCAUGAUUUUAUUUGAUUUUUGAAGAAAGAAACGCCCAUCAAAUUGACAUUAAAAAGUACAACUUUAGAGCAAGGAUUUCAUCUGCCCAUUUACUUUACAAAAAUCUCAUUAUUCAACCAAAUCAUUGGGAGUUUUGGAUCUAUUUUCUGUAGAAGCAUGCUUCUUUUGAAUCCAGGGUGAAAAUGAAAUAUUGCUAAAUAUUUUCGUGUAAUUUGUUAAUUUUGGCAUUUACCGAUCUAGAACUUUUGGGACUGACCCAGAGAGGUAUAGUUCUGGAGCUAAUCCAGAAUAUGCUGAAUCAGCACCUUUAGGAUAAUCUUGCCACUCUAAAAUGGGCAUAAGGAUUGCAUUGGUUAGAGCUAUAUAUAUAUGUAGGGAUAAUUGUAUCCAUAAAGCAGAGGUUGUCUGAUGUAUGCUGCGUUACCGCGACUUGGAGUAAAGUUCAUUCAUAAUCAGAAAAGUGUUACCAAACAUCUAUGAAAGUACUUAAUUUUUUUUACAGUCUUUAUUUACAGUUUAUACACACAUGAAUUUUACAAUUUUACCGAGAGUUUAUAGAUACAGGUAUGUGUGUAUUGUUAUCCAGCAUUUGAAUAUUGUUAUAAUGUGAUAGAUUGUUGUAAUCAAGGUUUUGGCAUUGCCUUGCAGAGCUUAAGUUUUCAUUGAUUUUGUAGUUUUAUGUUACAAUUAAAAACAAGCGUUGGCAGCUACUGAAAUUACCCCGAUGUGCCUUAAUAUUAAUUUCCUAGUCUCCAAGAUUAUCAUUUCUUAAGGAAAAUUUAUGGGCAAUUAUAAUUAUUGUGUAAUUACUUGAUGCCCUUGCAGAAGUGAUUGCCCAUAUUAUAUAUUGGGUAGAAGUUUUGACAAAUGUAUUGGUCAUUGCCUGUGUGUGAAUAUGGGAGUAGUCCAGAUCAAUGUUGUGGACACCUGCCCAUGGCAUAAAACGAAGACUAUUCUAAAUUUCAUAUUUUCAAGGAUGCCUAUAAUAAUUGACUGAUGGGGCAAAAGUUCAUACACGUAGUUUAAGUUCAUGGUUUAAGUAAUGAACAUAAGAAGUGCUGUUUUGUGUUUCCCUCGUUUUAUCUAGUAAUGUUGAAUAAUUAACCAGUUUGUGUUGUACAGUGUGUAUAUAAUCAGUAGUAUCACUACACAUAACUGUCUGUGAUUUAUCAUGUAUCUAUAAAGAUUUCAUAGGAGAUACAGUUCUCCUCACAUUGGGUACAGUUUCCUAAUCAUUGUAAGAUUAAUGAUCACAUUGUUUCUCAUUGUCUGUUAAUCAAAGGGCCGCAUGUGUUUUUUAUGUGGAGUUGAAUUGUCGAUGACAUUUGAAGAUAAGAUCAUUAGGUAAAGGUAUUAAAUUGAAUGUGGUUUAUGUAUCUUGUGAGACAAAGCGUGAACUAAUGCAAGGAUCUGAUUUUGGUACAUGUACGUUCAGAAGGUUGUUGUAUAUGACUGAAACAAUCGUCUUGUCAUCUCUCUUAUUAACAAAAUCCAUAUCAAAAAACGCAUAUUCGUAGAAAAGUUGUUGAUUUGCUGUUACAGGACUGAAUUAUUUAAAGCUGUCUGAUGAAAAGAAAUUUGCUCAGUUUUUGUCCCAGUAUUAUCCAUUUAUUUUGUUGUUAAAAAGAUGGCAUUGAGAGUUGUGAUGGAAUUAGUCAUUUUGGAUAGCAAAUCAGCAAUUGAUGAAGGAUGGCCCAAUAUCUACAAAGCUGUUUUAAUGCAUCUGUUAGCCAGUGAUGUAAACUAUCUUAUAUCCAAUGUGUGAUGUUUUAUAAUUUGUUUUGUAUGAAAUAAAGAUGUAGAAGAUGAGA